This is a messenger RNA of Pyricularia grisea, 387 nucleotides long. RefSeq lists its product as uncharacterized. The transcript has a single exon. The record is from RefSeq and is a predicted model, not a curated record. NCBI's taxonomy places the organism in Eukaryota, Fungi, Ascomycota, Sordariomycetes, Magnaporthales, Pyriculariaceae. The coding region runs from base 1 to 387 and encodes 128 amino acids.
AUGUUCACAUUAAUUUCGGUAUGUUUGCACAAAGCAAUCGAAAAUGCGUCAGCUGGUCUUAACGGCCCCGCCGGAUACGAGCCAAGCUGCUGCGGCGUGGCCAGUAUGACCAGUACAUGCAGAAAUGAGGAGUGGGGCCUGACUGUUGGAAGACUCACAGUGUCUCGAAUCAUCGAAUGUGUGGGUCUUGAAAAAAAAAAAAAAAAAAAAAAAAAAAACAACAACGGGAGCGCGAAACUGUGCCGAGAGAAAGUUCAACAGUUGCCCAAAAGAGGCCUCAAGUUCAACUUCCAGGCCCAUAUCAGUCAUUUUGCAUCAUGCUAUACCCAAACAUUAUGCGAUUUAAAGCCCGAUAUGUCACCAUUUGGCCGCCCGCAAUCUGCCUAG